AUGGCGGCUGCGACGGCGGGCGAAGGCGGGAGGUCUGCAAAGAGAACGAAACUCGACUUCGUUGACACAAUCACCGUCCUCGUGGGAGCAAAUGAAGCGCGGUUCAUGUUGCAUAAGAACGUUGUCUGCGCCACCUCAGACUUCUUUCGUGCCGCAUGCGAUGGCAACUGGAAGGAGGCUACCGACAAAGUGAUCCGCGUGCCUGAAGCUGAGCCGAGUGUGUUCCAAUUUUACCUUGCCUGGCUCUACACGGACCGGAUUGACCUGGAUCAAAACUUUGCGAUCAAGGGGCAAUAUGACGCCGUGGAGCUCAGUCAGACCUACCUCUCAUUAUUGAAUGCAUACAUCUUUGGUGACAUUAUCCAGGAUGUCGCAUUCCGCAAUGCCCUUAUUGACAAGAUGCUGGUAUUGUCAAAGCAGACGGAUAAGUGGCCCCACCCUCGUGAGGCCGCGAAGCUCUGCCAGAGCGUUUCAAUCGGUUCGAAGAUGGUCAGGCUUCUCGCCGAUGGCUAUGCUUGCACCUUUUCAGCCGAGACCUUCAGCCGCGAGCUGCCAAACCUUCCUGCAGAACUCAUCAAAUUGAUCGCGGCGCUGUCCAACGAGGAGAGGUACAUGUCCAAUGCUGAGCGGAGGCCUCUCGGUCGACUAAAGGGAUUCUACCACGAGGCGGCAAAGCAAGGCAGAGCGUCCUCGACAAACACGACAGAAGGGCAGAGCGUACAGAUCAGGACCACUGCUGGAGGAACAUGA
Messenger RNA from Saxophila tyrrhenica, 750 nucleotides. RefSeq lists its product as uncharacterized. The coding region runs from base 1 to 750 and encodes 249 amino acids. Lineage: Eukaryota; Fungi; Ascomycota; Dothideomycetes; Mycosphaerellales; Extremaceae. Gene Ontology annotation, molecular function: protein binding. The transcript has 2 exons. The record is from RefSeq and is a predicted model, not a curated record.